Molecule: messenger RNA, 678 nt
Organism: Aspergillus nidulans FGSC A4
Lineage: Eukaryota; Fungi; Ascomycota; Eurotiomycetes; Eurotiales; Aspergillaceae
Exons: 2
Coding region: 1-678 (225 amino acids)
Source: RefSeq, a predicted model, not a curated record
AUGCCUCUGAUAACGCUCACACCCGAUGAGGUCGACGACCUCAUCUACGAUGUCCGCGCCGGCGACUCUGCAGCCCUGGAAGAGGACCUCACAGCCCUAUCCCAGAAGUAUUCCGUCAAGCCAGCCGUAAUCAUUGCCUCGGCAGUCGACUCGGCACCUGAAGAUGAGGGCGGUAGCGGGUGCUGUCUCCUACAUUACCCUGCUGCAAAUGGAAACCUUGAAAUCCUUACAAAGCUAAAAGAGCAGCUUCUCUCAGCCACAAAUGAGAACAUAUUAACAGCGGCUGAAGUCAAGAACACUGUCAACCACCGCAACCACUCUGGAAACACGCCCCUACACUGGGCAGCGCUCAACACCCACCUAGAGUGCGUGAAGGUGCUUGUUGAGGCUGGGGCAGAUAUCUCAAUCAAGAACGAGGCCGGCCUUGAUGCGGUGUUCUUAGCUGAGCGGGCGGAUUGGAAGGCGCAGGAAGCUACUCAGACUCCAGAUCCGAGUCAGGGCAAGGAUCAGGAUGGGGACGAGGAGAUGGAGGUUGAAGUUGCAGGUGACGCUGCAGAAGGGGGUAAUGCUACGCAGGUACCGGUGACGAAAGCGAGGCAGAUUGUUGACUGGCUGUUGGAGCACGGGGACCCUGCGGAGGCAGCGGGGGAUGGAUCUGCGCCUGGGAACGAGUCUUGA